Molecule: messenger RNA, 1506 nt
Organism: Lotus japonicus
Lineage: Eukaryota; Viridiplantae; Streptophyta; Magnoliopsida; Fabales; Fabaceae
Product: cytochrome P450 89A2-like
Exons: 1
Coding region: 1-1506 (501 amino acids)
Cellular component (GO): membrane
Molecular function (GO): iron ion binding; oxidoreductase activity, acting on paired donors, with incorporation or reduction of molecular oxygen, NAD(P)H as one donor, and incorporation of one atom of oxygen; heme binding
Source: RefSeq, a predicted model, not a curated record
AUGGAGUUCUGGUUCAUCCUCAUUGCCUUUCUCUGUUUUUGCAUGCUCAUCAUAAUGAGAGCUUUCCCCUCAAAUAUUCCUCUCCCUCCUGGACCUUUCCACCUUCCCAUCAUCUCCAACAUCCUCUUGCUGCGAAAACCAUUUUCAGAACUAGAGCCAAUUCUUAGAAACCUCCAUGCCAAACACGGUCCUAUAAUCACAUUCAACUUCUGGAAUGGUCCACACAUUUUCAUAGUUGAUCCAUCCAUUGCCCACCAAGCCUUAAUUCAGAAAGGUGCAAUCUUCGCAGACCGCCCCAAAAUCCUAUGUAACAGUGACCAACUCAACAUCUCCUCCUCCUCCUACGGCCCCACAUGGCGUGUCCUCCGCCGUAACCUGGCCUCCGUGAUGCUUCACCCGUCACGGUUGAAAUCCUUUUCAAAUACCCGCAAGCGGGUCUUAAAUGAUCUCCUGAAUCAGUUGAAAUAUGAUGCAGAAUCAUGUAAUGCCAUUAAAGUCAUGGACCAUUUGCAACAUGCCAUGUUCAGCUUGCUUGUUUUCAUGUGUUUCGGUGAAAGAGUUGAUGAGCAUUACAUCACACACAUAAAAGGCAUCCAGCGUCGUUUGAUUUUAAACUCUAGCAGAUUCACUAUACUGAAUUUCUUUCCAACACCGGUGGCUCGCGUCUUGUUCCGAAAACGCUGGCAGGAGUUUUGGCAUCUUCGGAAGGCCCAAAAACAUGUUUUGUCUGAAUUAAUAGAAGCAAGAAAACAAAAUUUAGAAAGCAGGAAGAACAAUGAUAUUGAUAAUGAUGAAUGUGCUGUUUGUUAUGUGGAUACUUUGUUAGAUUUGCAAUUGCCUGAGGAGAAACGCAAGCUGAAUGAAGGUGAAAUUGUUAAUCUAUGUUCAGAGUUUUUGAGUGCGGGCACAGAUACAACUUCGACGACAUUGGAGUGGGUUAUGGCGAAUAUGGUGAAGAACACACAUGAGCAACAAAGGGUUGUGGAGGAGAUUGAAGGGGUUGUAGGUGGAAGAGGAAAAAGGGAAGUGACAGAAGAAGAUGUGAUGAAAUUGCCAUAUCUGAAGGCUGUGAUUUUAGAAGUUUUAAGGCUUCACCCUCCCACACACUUUGCAAUUCCACAUGGAGUAACAGAGGAUGUGGUUUUGAAUGGUUUCUUGGUGCCGAAGAAAGGGACGGUGAAUUUUUUGCUGGCGGAGAUGGGGUGGGAUCCGAAGGUGUGGGAGGAUCCUAUGGCGUUCAAGCCAGAGAGAUUUUCAAGAGGUGAUCAGAAGGCAUUGUUUGAUAUCAGUGGACGUAAAGAGAUAAAGAUUAUGCCGUUUGGUGCAGGGAGGAGGAUUUGUCCAGCUUAUAACUUGGCAAUGCUGCAUUUGGAGUACUUUGUGGCAAAUUUGGUCUGGAAUUUUGAAUGGAAGAAGACUUCACUUGAUGUUGAUCUGUCAGAAAAACAGGAGUUUACUAUGGUCAUAAAACAUCCAGUGCAAGCUCUGGUUUCUCCUAGGUUCUAG